Molecule: messenger RNA, 2029 nt
Organism: Xenopus laevis (African clawed frog)
Lineage: Eukaryota; Metazoa; Chordata; Amphibia; Anura; Pipidae
Gene: chrng.L
Product: cholinergic receptor, nicotinic gamma L homeolog
Biological process (GO): chemical synaptic transmission; excitatory postsynaptic potential; monoatomic ion transmembrane transport
Cellular component (GO): plasma membrane; postsynaptic membrane; membrane
Molecular function (GO): monoatomic ion channel activity; extracellular ligand-gated monoatomic ion channel activity; transmembrane signaling receptor activity
Source: RefSeq, marked provisional
GAGGACAUGAAGAGGCGGCAUGGAUACAGUACUUCUGCUGGUGUCACUAUGCAUCUCAGCUGCUUUCUGCAACAACGAGGAAGAGAGGCUCUUAAAUGACUUGAUGAAGAAUUACAAUAAGAACUUGCGUCCUGUGGAAAAGGAUGGCGACAUUAUCAGUGUCAGCAUAAAAUUGACCCUUACCAACCUCAUUUCCCUGAAUGAGAAAGAAGAAGCUCUGACAACCAAUGUCUGGGUUGAAAUGCAAUGGAAAGACUAUCGCCUGAGCUGGGACCCCAAUGAUUACCAUGGUAUUAGCAUGAUGCGAAUUCCCUCAACCUCGGUGUGGCUUCCAGAUGUGGGCUUAGAAAAUAAUGUGGAUGGGACAUUUGAUAUUGCACUAUACACCAACACGUUGGUAUCCUCAGAUGGUUCCAUGUACUGGCUUCCUCCCGCCAUCUACCGGAGCUCAUGCCCUGUUGUAGUCACCUAUUUUCCUUUUGACUGGCAGAACUGUUCCAUAGUGUUUCAGUCACAGACUUACAGCGCUAAUGAGAUCGAAUUACUUCUUACAGUUGAUGAACAGACAAUCGAAUGGAUAGAAAUAGACCCUGAAGCAUUUACAGAAAAUGGGGAAUGGGCAAUAAAACACAUGCCAGCCAAGAGAAUUAUAAAUCACAGGCUCCCUCGUGAUGAUGUCAAUUAUCAGCAAAUUGUCUUCUAUCUCAUCAUUCAACGGAAACCUCUCUUCUACAUCAUCAACAUCAUUGUACCCUGUGUCCUUAUCUCCUUCGUCAGCAUCCUCGUCUAUUUCUUACCUGCCAAAGCUGGAGGACAGAAGUGUACUGUGUCCAUCAACAUCCUACUGGCCCAGACUGUCUUCCUUUUUCUUGUUGCCCAGAAGAUUCCAGAGACUUCAACAUCUGUGCCACUAAUUGUAAAGUAUCUGACAUUUCUGAUGGUUGUGACUAUUACAAUUGUUGCCAACGCUGUCAUAGUUUUAAAUAUCUCUCUUCGCACACCAAAUACUCACAGCAUGUCAAGCACUGUCCGAGAGCUCUGUUUGAGAACUGUCCCUCGUCUACUGAGGAUGCACCUCCGCCCAACUGAUGCAGCACCUCCUCUAGCACCACUAAUGCGUCGCAGUAGCUCUUUGGGAUUGAUGAUGAAGGCGGAUGAAUAUAUGCUGAGAAAACCUCGCAGCCAGCUCAUGUUCGAGAAACAAAAGGAAAGAGAUGGACUCAUGAAAGUGGUGCUAGAUAAAAUAGGAAGGGGAAUGGAAAACAAUACAUCAGAUGAUCUUGUCCACAGCCUGAACCAUGCAGCUCCAGAGAUUCGCACUUGUGUGGAAGCCUGCUGCCAUAUUGCCAGUGCGACUAGAGAGAAGAAUGACUUUAAAAGCGAGAACGAAGAGUGGAUCUUGAUGGGGCGAGUGAUUGACCGGGUCUGUUUCUUGGUUAUGUGUUUCGUUUUUUUCCUUGGAACCAUUGGAACCUUCCUAGCAGGCCACUUUAACCAAGCCCCAGCACAUCCUUUUCCUGGAGACUCCAAGCUCUACCAGCCAAGUACUUGAAAGGAUCAGUAGUGACCUCUUGCUCCUGAGCCAUACUAACAUGGUUGAUUGCAGAAUUUCUACCUCUUGUAAUGGUGAAAUGGCAGUUGUAAGUCUGCAAGGCUUGCUGCUUUUCCUUUGAGCAGGAUUCCAUGGAUAAUGCUGUAAGACAGGUUUGGAUCUACAAAAAAGUUGACUCUGUAUGAGCUGUUCAGAGCUGGUUUAGGCAGAUUUUGUAUUGAUGGUGUCACCCGAGUGGCUGACACUCUUCACAACAAUUUGAGUGCACUGGGAUAUUGUUGAUGGGAGAUGUAUGAUAACUGAAGAUAAUGAGUGGAAAUGCCAAUCCACAGCUUUUUUCUUUCAUUUUUACAGCAAAGAAGAUAUGUUCAUCUUAUUAUUUGUUUCUCUGUGUAUUGAAACUGUGCCAAAUUCUGAAAUGUAAGAAAACUUUGCCAUUAAAUAUUGUAAUAAAUCAAGCUUGUUUUUUCCUUGGCA